UCCCGUUUUUACCCAUCGGACUCGACUCACAUUUUAAUCUCCUACGCUUGCUUUCACAGUCCCCCUACGAGAAGCCCGGAAACAAUGAAGGAGUUCAUUCAGCACCGAGCCGAGCAAGCGUAGAUUCAAUAUGUUGAUUGUACCGAACGAAGUAUUUGCCUUAUCACGAAAGCCACAUUCGUUUCGUUUGAGGAAGUCACACGUCCUGUCCCCUAUAAAUAAGGAGAUUCAUUUUUUUCAGAAAUCCCCUCUUCUUCCUCCUCAAGCCCCUAUCACAAGACCAAGCGGAUCUCAUCCUGCAGAAGACUCAGAGCGGAUCUAUCUAAUGGCAUGGUUGGCUGUCAGAUGUGAUCUAUUCUCGUGCCACAUCGCUUUCUUUCUUCUCCCUCCAUUUUCUUCACUACUACCGCUUCUACACAUAAAUCAAAGAAGCAUUGUGGAAUAGUGGCAUUUCAUUAAUGGCUAAAAUGUUCUUAGUGAAAGGGUUGCCGCAAAACCGACAAACUCAGAGCGGUCUCUGAAAGUGAAUAGGAGCAUAGCGGCAUCAUCCAAGCCAAACACGUCUCCUCAGUCAAGGGUCUUCUCGCGCAAAUAAGAUCAAAAACAUAAUAACUGAUUUCGCUUAAUGCAUGUCAGCCGCCCGCUCUCAAUACAGCAAGUGACUCUCUCUCACAAGACAGAGAAAGAUUACCGAUUCAUCCAAUCCAAUUUGAUCAGAAGUGAGUUCAUUGUUGUUGUAUAGCGAAACCUUUCCUUGACAAAACCAUUCUCAGCUAAUAGAAGCCGAGCUAUCUAUCCAGAUCAGGGUUGAAUGAAGCGAAUGGAAAAGCCAAAGAAAACAUAAAUCCAUUGCGAUUAGAAACCAGUGACUCUACAGCCAGGGCUCGAUGGCGAUGUAAGAUAGAAAGAAUGGGGAGUUAGGGCUUCGGUUUCCUCUGUAGCCAGUUUCAAUUCCAAAUCAUUUGCCGACAUGCGGACUCACUUCUCUUUAUUGGGAUGACUUUUAUUAUCCAAGUUGUCUAUUUACGUGGGUGAAUCAAGUACAACAAGUCAGGUCAGAGCUUGUGGUAGAAGAUUGGGCUCUGCUACGCAAAUCCACUCAACUAGGAAAGAAGUACGCAUUGCUGACUGACUGUUUGAACGAGCCUAGUUACUAGUAGCUAAUCAAGUCAGAGUAGGAUGGCCGAGAAGCUUCUUGCCGGUGCCCCCAAAAGCAAAGCACAGACUCUACUCACCCAUGCGUUUUCCACCUACGGAGGGAGAAAUCAUCGAAAUAUCCUCAUCCCCUGAAAGGGAACCCGAAAACAGGACGAGAGUGGAUAGGGUGACUAAGGAGGCCGUAAAAAUUAGUAGUGCAUUUUUGAAAGAUAAGAUUACAAAAAGGCGAGAGCAGCAUAAUUGUUAGUUAGGGGUAAGAGGGGACGAGCCCGUAUAGAAAGUCAAUCCUUCUUUUUCCGAUAUGCCGCUCCGCAAGCAAGGAGUGCCACGCACGAGCGGAGCGAAAACUAAGCAAGGGGAAUUCCGUCAUUCCAUGGAAAGCAUGCGAGAUCCUUUGAUUGUUUAUAGAAUCAAAAUAACUAUAUAGUCUUUCUUGUUCCACUUGCAAGGCAAGGAAAAUAAAAUGUCAGUUUCGUUAUUACAACCUUAUUUUUUUAUGCAAAGACAAAAAGCUACGCGCAAAUUCUCAUUGGAUCUCGGUUGUUCUUAACAGUGAUGGCUUUUCAUUUAAGUCUUCAGGUAGCACCACCAGAUCUUCAACAAGGUGGAAAUUCUCGUAUUUCGUAUGUACAUGUUCCUGCGGCUCGGAUGAGUAUAGUUAUUUAUAUCGCGAUAGCUAUAAACAGUUCCUUGUUCCCAUUAACAAAACAUCCCCUUUUUCUUCGCUCUUCCGGAACCGGUACAGAAAUUGGUGCUUUUUCUACUUUGUUUACGUUAGUGACUGGGGGGUUUCGGGGAAGGCCUAUGUGGGGUACCUUUCGGGUGUGGGAUGCUCGUUUAACUUCUGUAUUCAUCUUGUUCCUUAUUUACCUGGGUGCACUGCGUUUUCAAAAGCUUCCUGUCGAACCGGCUCCUAUUUCAAUCCGUGCUGGACCGAUCGAUAUACCAAUAAUAAAGUCUCCAGUCAACUGGUGGAAUACAUCGCAUCAACCUGGGAGCAUUAGCCGAUCUGGUACAUCAAUACAUGUUCCUAUGCCCAUUCCAAUCUUGUCUAACUUUGCUAACUUCCCCUUCUCUACCCGUAUCUUGUUCGUUCUGGAAACACGUUUUCCUAUUCCAUCUUUUCCCGAAUCUCCCUUAACGGAAGAUAUAGAAGCUCGAGAAGGAAUACCACUAAAAACCUAGUUCGCUCUCAAAUAAAAACCUAGUUCACUCGCUAAAGCAUCCAUGGCUGAAUGGUGAAAGCGCCCACCAACCUAGAAAGGCAAAAUGGGUCAAAAAGUAGGUUCAAUUCCUGCCGGAUGCACUGCCUCUUAAAGACAGAAACAGAGGAGGGAAAGAAGGUAGUAUAGGGAACUUGCUUUUGGAUUCUUAUCGAAAGUGAAAACCUCUAACACUUCUGUUAGUGUUUUAUGAGAAAAUCUUUUAUAGACACAACAAGUGUGAAAAUCCUUAGUCACUAGGCAAGAAAGCUCGAUGGGAACAAAAAGGAUACAGCUAGGUCAGAAUCAAAAAAAUGUACAAUUUCAAAGGAAAGAAGGAAUGGCAAGUUUCCCUCCAUUGAACAUCAAUCAAUCUAGAAAUAGGUAAAGGAAGGCGUAUCACAGGGGUAUUUUUGUUUUUUCUAUUCACUUCCGUGGGGUUCUAAAUUGAAAA
Aegilops tauschii subsp. strangulata is the source of this 2814-nucleotide messenger RNA. Lineage: Eukaryota; Viridiplantae; Streptophyta; Magnoliopsida; Poales; Poaceae. The record is from RefSeq and is a predicted model, not a curated record.